Trypanosoma theileri is the source of this 639-nucleotide messenger RNA. RefSeq names its product putative glycosomal membrane protein. The coding region runs from base 1 to 639 and encodes 212 amino acids. Gene Ontology annotation, cellular component: peroxisomal membrane. Lineage: Eukaryota; Euglenozoa; Kinetoplastea; Trypanosomatida; Trypanosomatidae. The transcript has a single exon. The record is from RefSeq and is a predicted model, not a curated record. Gene Ontology annotation, biological process: regulation of peroxisome size; peroxisome fission.
AUGAAUACCUUUGAAAAAGAGGUGAUAAUUAGGGCAAUGUCGAAGUGUCUGUCGACCACUGAUGGACAGGAUAAGUUACUUAAGGGUAGUGGUGCAUUAAUGAAGCUUUUGUUUUGUUUUUGUGGAAUAAAAUCACUUCUUGAUUUUGCUGACUCUGCCUCUGAAGGGCGGUCCCUCCUGCGAUUGUUGUCAUGGUUAUCCAAUCUUCAAAUUGUAUACAAUACCCUCCAAAAAGACCCCUCUGGUAUAAGAGAUGUUAUCUAUUUAGCUCGUAUUAUUGGUGAUGGUAUUUUUAAGAUUUGUGAUAAUGUUGCCUUUCUUGGGAUUAAAUUUCAAGGAUACACGGAUGUCUCUCAAGAUUUUGCCCGUGCCUCUCGUGCUGGACUUUUCUGGGGAUUCUUUGCAGCUGUGAUGCUCAGCUUAUAUGAUUUACGGUACGAUCGUUAUACUGUAAACAAUAAAAGGCGUUACAUUACACUCGUUCAAAAUCUAUGCGACUUGCUGACCGCAGCUUCUACUAUUCGUUUUGCAGGAUUUGAAAUGAAUCUUUUUUGGCAAUCUUUGCUGACUUUGGUUAGUGUUUUAUUGAGCUGCGCAGACUGUUUUCGUGCGGCCACCAUUAAAGCCAAAACAUCAUAA